Messenger RNA from Xyrauchen texanus (razorback sucker), 1508 nucleotides. Its product is annotated as dual specificity protein phosphatase 26-like. Gene Ontology annotation, molecular function: protein tyrosine/serine/threonine phosphatase activity; MAP kinase phosphatase activity. Gene Ontology annotation, biological process: negative regulation of MAPK cascade; protein dephosphorylation. NCBI's taxonomy places the organism in Eukaryota, Metazoa, Chordata, Actinopteri, Cypriniformes, Catostomidae. The coding region runs from base 124 to 759 and encodes 211 amino acids. The record is from RefSeq and is a predicted model, not a curated record. The transcript is spliced from 3 exons. Gene Ontology annotation, cellular component: cytoplasm.
CUAUGAGUGCCAUGAAUAGUCAGUUAUAAUAACUAUAAAGUGACCAGACUGAUAGCAUAAGCUUUUCCAUUCGUUUACGGACCUGAUAUUUUGUUGUGCUCUUAAAGCAAUUGAAGCAACUUCAUGAGCCUUGCAUUACUCAAAUUAGUGGACACUGAAUCUACAUUUACUAAAAUGUCUCUCAGGUCGAAAUAUUCAGAGUGGCGAGGCGACAGCUCACGAUCAGCACAGAGGGAGAUCGAUUUCACCUCUCCGGGUUUAGCGGUGAUGGGAAUCGAACGUCUUCUGUUCACUGGGAAAGCCAUCAACAGUCCCGCAAAUGAAGUCUGGCCCAAUCUAUACAUUGGCGACAUGAAUAUAGCUGAAAAUUGUGCAGAGCUGAGAAGGCAUCACUUCUCCCAUGUCCUCAACUGUGCCCACAGCUCCAGACGUGGCAGCGAGAUCUAUGAGGGCAUGGGCAUCACAUACUUGGGCAUAGAGGCCCAGGAUUCACCCACGUUUGACAUGAGUGCCAACUUUAACAUUGGAGCACAGUUCAUACAUACAGCACUGAAAGAGGGAGGCAAAAUCCUGGUUCACUGUCAUGUUGGAGUGAGUCGAUCAGCAACUGUAGUUUUGGCAUAUCUGAUGCUGAAACACAACAUGACCCUGGUGGAGGCCAUUAACACGGUAAAAGAGGGAAGAGGCAUCAUACCCAACCGAGGCUUCCUCAGACAACUUAUUGACCUUCACAUCAAGCUAUACGGCUGCCGAAACUAGAAAGACUACAGCCAUGUACAUUCUAAAUGAAGAUGUUGUUUUCUGGCAUAUAGGUUGUUUCUACAAUCAUGCAAAGUUCAGCUGAUAUAUGAGAAGAGAGGUACAGAUGAGCAUGAUGGUUUUUAAAGGGAUAGUUCACCCAAAAAUGAAAAUUCUCUCAUCAUUUACUCACGCCAAGGUUCGGAUGGCAGCGUUCACACUAUCAGAGCAAUCACACCGAAGUUCGUUUUAAUCUAACCAAACCUGCCAAGUGUGAACACACCCUAAAUCUCCACCUUUGACCAGUAGUUGCUGUUAUGCACAAAUAAUGUGAAUCGCCAAAAAACAAAAGAAGAAGAAUAUGGUUGUGAAUGUGAGAUUUAUGGUGAAAAAGGACUUCAAUAUUUAUCUGGUUUUUUUACCCACACCUAUCAUAUCACUUCUGAAGACAUGGAUUUAACAACUGGAGUCAUGUGGCUUUUAUUUUCUUUUUGGAGCUUCAAAAUAUGGUCACCAUUCACUUGCAUUGUAUGAACCUACAGAGCAUAAAUAUUAUUCUAAAAAUCUUAAUUUGUGUUCAGCAGAAUAAAGAAAGUCAUGCACGUCUGGGAUGGCAUGAGGAUGAGUAAAUUAUCAGAGAAUAAAAAAUUUUGGGUGAACUAUUCCUUUAACUUUGUUACCGCAGUAACUGUGAAUCUUGAUCGAUUGAAAUUUCCAUGUUAAGAUUUUUAUGGUUUAAUUCCUUUAAAAUAAAGGUAAUAAAGUUGAAA